Messenger RNA from Helobdella robusta, 3634 nucleotides. RefSeq lists its product as hypothetical. The transcript has 3 exons. The coding region runs from base 104 to 3232 and encodes 1042 amino acids. Lineage: Eukaryota; Metazoa; Annelida; Clitellata; Rhynchobdellida; Glossiphoniidae. The record is from RefSeq and is a predicted model, not a curated record.
UGAAUGUAAAGUUGAUUUUGCGGAGAACCAACACACACCAUCAGACCAAAACACGGAACCAAGUCCAGAACUGCUUGAAAAAUUGACAGAAGGGACGUCAGUGAUGAACAUAUCGCUGGUUCAAGAACUACUCGAGCAGCUGAAGCCUGUCAACGAGUCAGAGGAGCGAGCAACGCAGGUGAAAGAGAAGUUUCAAGAGUUCUUCAACUUCAUCAUCACCCGACGACUGACUGAUAAUAAGAAAGAAGCUGAGAAAGAGGUGAAGAUUAAGCUGCAGAAUGCAACUUUGUUGGAAAGAUUGGAGCAUUAUUAUGAAGCUUUCAAAGACCUACAUCUGGUUUAUGAAGGUCAAGAUGUUGAAACUCUCAAUCAAGUGCCAGCCGCAAUUAUGGCGACAAUGUUAAAAUUGCAAAGAACAAAGUCAGCUGGCAAAAAAAACUUUGAGGAAGUUGUAGAGGAAAGUGUUAAAACACCUGUUGAAAAUGCUGAUCAGAAAAUUAUAAAAAUGGACGUAGGUGAAACAACGAAUAGAGAUGUUGAGCUAAUGGCAGAACAAAUAUUACAUUCGUUGACCGAUUCAGCUAUCUCUUUUGUUAAAGAGAAUCAAAGGUCGGCAGACGUUUCUGUUAACAAAGAAGUUAAAGUUGAAAAUUUGAAUGAAAAUGUUGUCAGUGUUUCAAUAGAAGAACAAAUGAUGAAACCAUCUGGUAAGCAACAAUUAACAGAACAAGCACAUACACCAGAGAUACAACAACAAACAAUACAACAACAAACAAUACAACAACGAGACACGCUGGCAGAUGAUCAUCAGCAACAAAUGAAUGAACAGCAAUUGGAACAACUUGAUAAAGAAUUCAAACUGCAAAAACAUGGAGAUUUAUUUCUAGAGAAACAGCAAACAGGAGAAAUAAUGAUAUCAACUGAAGAGCGUUUGAUUGUUGAGAAGCAAUUGAAAGAAGAAGACCAACAACAACAUCAGACCCAACAACAACAACUCCCAAUUAGCGAAAAUCAACAACAUGAAUUACAGCAACCUAUCUCAACCGAACAUGUCGAAAUGUUUAAAAUUCAACAACAACAACAGCAACAACAAUUAAUUGAAACUGAACAGCUAAAGGAAGUUACAGAACAAACGGUUGACGAAGCUGCAAAAACAACAACUGAAACAACAACAUCAACACUAACAACAACACUGACAACGCCGACGUACACAACAACUACUACCGACACAACAAUAACAACAACAAUCUCAACAGUGUCGGAAAAAGCUGCUGUCGCGGCAUCAUCUGCUACUACUACCACGACAGACAGUAUGAAAUCUUUUACUACAACAACUGCUCAACAACAAAUACAACCAAUCUCUGAGGAAUGUUCCAUGAUCUCAUCACCAUCGGUGAUACAGGACAUUGAAUCUGAGCCAACAACAACAACAUCGGCGUCUGAUACAUCCCCAACUGCUACAACAACAUCUGAAACAAAAGUGACAACAACACCAACGCCCGAUUUCACAUAUGAAAUUAUUGACGGUGAUAUUCAAUGCAAAAUCGAUGAAACUGAAAAACUAACUCUCUCAGAAGAUGGAAAAACGUCAACGACGCGCAAAGUCAUGACGCGUAACUACUACCAGCAACAACAACGCAGUACGCUGCAGCAAGGAGUGGUCGUGGCUACUGAACAGCUCGAGACUUUUGUCGGCAAAUGCAUAGAUGAGUACGUGUUUGAAUCGCCUACAGAAAUCAAGGAUCCGUACGCUGCCAACGUCGAGACGACGACUUCCAUUGACGAGAAUGAGGAAACCCUGGAAGAUGGCACUUGGGUGAAAAAGAAGGUUACCAUGGUGGUAGCCUAUCUCAGCAAUGAAGAUGCUGAUAGUCCAAGUGUUUUUCAAGAAGGGAUGACUGCUGAGUCGAGCGUACAACAACAGCCACAACAGCAGCUACAGCAACAACAACAACAACAACCACAGCAGCAAACAGAAAUGUAUGAAGACAAAUCUCAGUUAUUAUUGAACAAAGUUGCAGACGGACCACAACAAGUUCAACAACACCCAUCCCAAGAACUUCAGCAAAAUAUUUUCAGCGAUUCAACCAUUCAAAAAAUAUUUUACGAAUGUUUGGGUCUCGAAUUUCCUGAAUUUUUUUCGGCAUCGGCGUCGUACGUUGACAACGUGAAAGAACGAAUCGUGAGAGUGCCACCUUACAGAUCAACAAUAUCAAAAGUCAAAACCAAAACUGAGACCCCAAAAGACCAGCAACAACAAUCUCAACAACAAGUUCAGCAACAACCGCAAAAACAGUAUGAAGAUAAAACAACAACUACAAAACAGGGAAAACCUCCAUCUUUCAUCAUCCCAGAGCCCCAGCAGCAGCAACAAAGACCAACUCGACAGUCGGCAGCAACAAAUCAGCAACAACAACAGAAGCGCAUCAUAAGAUCUCGUGUUCGCAAGUUGAUUACACGCAAAAUUCGCAAGACCCUGCACAACGGUGACGUCAUUGAGGACGUCAUCACCGAAGAAAUACCUGACGUCGACAUGUCCGAGACGUCGAGCGUCAAAUCUGGUUACAGCGAUGUGGUCCUAGGAAUGAUUUCACCGAGGUCAAGGUCAUCUGUUGCUUCCGCUACGUCACUAGGCAACGCUACUUCUCCCCGCAGACGCCGAGGAUCUGGAUCCUCCCACUCCAGUUUGAAAAUAUACACGGAUACUGUGGAAGGUGAACCGGAAAUUACUACUGAUGUUCAGGAACGAGAAGAAACUCUACCUGACGGUCGUGUGAUAGUUAGAAAAACCAUUAAAACAAAACAGAAGCAGACAAUUGUAAAGAGAGUUGUUCUGGAAGGUGGUGACGAUGGCAACAUGGAGACAACCGGAUGUAACAACUUCGAUGAUGAAUCUUUUGGUCCUGCGUUGAAGAUGUACACAGAUGCACUCCAAGGAUUCGGUGGCUGCAUUGUUGGUGAUGGAGGCAGCAGCGACUCGUCUUUCCUGAACGAGUGGCUCAGGCAGUCGGAAGUCGUUGCGUCCAACAGUGGUAACACUGAUACCGACGUGGAGAUGAUGAGGUCCUUCAAUUCGAAUCCAGUCGUUAUAUCUCGGAUCCAAACGACCAGUGCCACAAGACCCAAGUAUCGAGUUUCAAUGGAGAGGACCGAUCCACAAUCGGUCAAUAGCCUCGGCAGUGGCGAUGGACAAAAUAAUGAUUGCGACGGUACCAACGGGCUGAAUCGAUAGUUGCAUUUUUCAAUUACGAAAUAAAGUCAUAAUAUUAUUUUUAAAAUUUACGUAUAAUUACAUUUUUAUCAUUCAUUAUUCAAUAUAGCCUUAUCUGAGUCUGCUAGUUUAUUUCAUCAUUAGUUAUAUAAAUAAUAUUGCUCUCAAAUAAUGGGGCUAAUCUUCGAUAUAAGUACAGAUUCGAGUUGAUUUCAACUGGCUUAUAAUUUUCGAUUUUUCGAGUUAAUCAGUUUAUAAUUUAUAGAUUAAUGUACAUAAAAAGUUAAAUGUAGAACAAACGAGCAUUGCUUUUUAUUCAAAAGUUUCAAAUAUGUUUGCUUUGAAGUGCUACAUCUUAAAAUUUGCCGUCAUGAUUGUUCUUUAAUGUUUUCCAUUUCCUCAGAAUAAAAUCUUAAUGCGUUA